Saccostrea cuccullata (small rock oyster) is the source of this 589-nucleotide messenger RNA. RefSeq lists its product as uncharacterized. Bases 1 to 345 code for a protein of 114 amino acids. The transcript is spliced from 2 exons. The record is from RefSeq and is a predicted model, not a curated record. Gene Ontology annotation, molecular function: protein binding. Lineage: Eukaryota; Metazoa; Mollusca; Bivalvia; Ostreida; Ostreidae.
AUGAAGUCGAACUUGAUCCUGUUCCUUGUUUCACUCUACUGUAUGAUGGUCUUUACCAGAGCUGAUUCUCCAGAUCCAAAGACUUUCCUCCAGGAUUAUGUGACAUAUAAAAAUGUUUGCCAGGAAAUGGAUUGGGCACCAAAGUGUGAUUAUUACAAGGAAACCAAGGAAGGUUGUCAAGGAAAGAUUGUGGCAUUUCAUGCUAUUCUAUCCAAAGGACUGAACAACAUACCUAUUGAUACAAUCCUCAAAUUUGAGAACGUACUGACCAAUGAAGGUGAAGGAUACAGCCCAACAACGGGCAAAUUUACAGCACCAGAAGAUGGCGUCUACUAUUUCUCAUAGACUUACUGUACAAAUGGAGGAUCUACUCUGUAUGUAUUCGGAAUUGUGGAUGGCACAAUUCGUGCAUAUAUCUCUAACAGUGGUCAAGCAAGCGCCUGGCAAAACACAUCUGGGCACUUAGUUAUAAAAUUGAAAAGAGGAAAUCAAUUCUGGCUUCAAACCGCCGUUUCAACUUCUAAAAUAAUACAUGCGGAUUGUACGUUUCUUUCAGGUUACAAGUUGUCUGGGUUUUGAUACAUAUUUA